AUGGCUGCAAACUCCAAACGUAUCUUCCAGAUGCUCUGGCUGGCCGCAGGUCUGAUCUUCACCCUCGCCCUCCUGCGCUCCCUCGGUACCCCCGAUCAGGCCAAGGAGUGGGCAUCCAGCAAGGUUAGCAGCCUCAUGGCUAACGACGGCGGCCGUGUUUCAAUGCGUGAGUUCAUGGCCACCGCCGAGGCCAUCUGGGCCAAAACCGUCCAGCAGCGUCAUGACAUGAUUGCUACCGACUACGGCGAUGCCUCUCUGAUGCCUCUAUUUCCCGCCAAAACCGUCGAUGGAUACAUAAAUCACCCCUACUCUAUUUGGGACUUCAUUCCGGCUUCUUUCAGCUGCCCUCAUGAGGUGGAACGCAUCGGACGUAUGGGAGACGGUGGCAAGUGGGUUUGCGGCAUGUCGCGCUACGUCAAUUAUCCCAAAGAUCGGGAGUGCAUCAUCUACUCCUUUGGUGUUCGCGAUGAGUCUAGUUUCGAAAACGAAAUGUUGAGCCGAACCAAAUGCCGUGUUUGGGCCUACGACUUCUCCGUUGUCGAUUUUGGCCAGCAGCUCGAACCCGCAAACCGUGACAGAGCCACCUUCCUACAGGCCGGCAUUGCUGGGAAGACGGAUACCACAAAAUCGCCUCCGUUCUACAGCAUCAGCGAUUUAAUGGACAUGAAUGGUCACGAAUACAUUGACAUUCUCAAGAUGGAUAUCGAAUUUGCCGAGUUCGAAGCCAUGGACGCUCUCCACAACGACUUUCCUAUCAUGGCCGGCGAGCUCCCUAUCGGUCAAUUCAUGGUCGAAAUACACCUCGGUCACGGCAAGACCUCCUCCGAAUUCCUCGACUGGUGGGAGCGCCUUGAGUCCCGCGGCCUGCGCCCUACCUGGACCGAGCCCAACCUUCUCUCUGUCACCAUGAACGUGGGCGAAGGGGACCCGGUGUAUGCCGAGUACACCAUGGUUAAUGUCCACGACAGCAAGAACAUAUUGUUUGGUGGAAGAUUGUAG
This is a messenger RNA of Colletotrichum higginsianum IMI 349063, 999 nucleotides long. RefSeq lists its product as uncharacterized. The transcript is spliced from 4 exons. Lineage: Eukaryota; Fungi; Ascomycota; Sordariomycetes; Glomerellales; Glomerellaceae. The coding region runs from base 1 to 999 and encodes 332 amino acids. The record is from RefSeq and is a predicted model, not a curated record.